AUGACAGAUUACGGUCGGCACAACUCAUUUAAUGAUAUAUUCCACAACUACUACAAUGAAAUUCGUGCGUCUUCGCCACCUUUGCUCGGUUUAUACGUAUUUGUAACCCCAGUGGCUCUAAUAACAGACUUGCAAUUGGCCAAACGUAUUCUAACAAAAGAUUUCGGUUAUUUUCAUAAUCGUGGUUUAUACCAUAACCCAGACGAUUUGACGGGCAAUCUCUUCACCUUGGACUAUGAUCGAUGGAAAGUGUUUCGAACAAAACUCUCACCAAGUUUUACAAGUGGCAAAUUGAAAUCAAUGUUGCCGACAUUUGUUGGAGUCUCUAAAGAAUUAAUACAAGUUAUGAAGCUCGAUAUUGCGGAGGGUAAUAAUAUUUUCGACAUAAAAGAUUUAAUGUUACGUUUUACAUUGGAAAUAAUUGGAUCCUGUGGUUUUGGCUGUAAGACACAUAGUUUACAAAAUCCCAAAGAUCAAUUCUAUCAACUCAUACAGAACUCGUUUAUUGGAGAACACAAUGGAAAUGUGACAAAGCUUCUAAUGAUCGCCUUUCCCCGAUUGGCCCGUCUGCUACAACUUCAAUAUUUACCAGCUAAUAUGAUACGAUUUUAUACAAAUUUCGUAAAAGAUAUCUUGGAUGUUAGAAAAAAAUCUGAAAUGCGUUAUAACUACAUUAUUGAUACCUUAAAUGAAAUGCACAUCGGAACGAGUGACCGGAAAUUGACAUUAACUGAAAUUACGGCACAAACCUUGAUAUUCUUUCAGGCGGGGUAUGAAAGUACCGCAUUCACGCUAACCUAUGCCCUAUAUGAAUUGGCAAGAAAUUGUGAAAUCCAGGAAAGAACUCGCGAGGAAAUUUUUAGAGUUUUAAAGAGACACAAUGAUGGCGUUACAUAUGAUUGUUUAAGUGAAAUGAAAUAUCUACAACAGGUUCUGAAAGAAACGCUACGCCUUUAUCCCAUAUCACCGUUAAUUAUACGACAAUGUUCCAAAGACUACACGGUGCCAUCACAUUCGGAUAUUGUAAUAAGUAAAGGUCAAAUGAUAAUAAUACCGGCGUAUAGUUUUCAACGAGAUGAAAAUUAUUAUCCUAAAGCGACCGAAUUUAAUCCUGAGAAUUUUGCUGCAGAUCGUUCAAAUCCUCCCCUGUUAAGUUUUGGUGAUGGACCGCGUAAUUGUAUUGACUUUGCCAUAACUUAA
Molecule: messenger RNA, 1200 nt
Organism: Musca vetustissima
Lineage: Eukaryota; Metazoa; Arthropoda; Insecta; Diptera; Muscidae
Product: cytochrome P450 6a8-like
Exons: 3
Coding region: 1-1200 (399 amino acids)
Molecular function (GO): oxidoreductase activity, acting on paired donors, with incorporation or reduction of molecular oxygen; heme binding; iron ion binding
Source: RefSeq, a predicted model, not a curated record